Molecule: messenger RNA, 962 nt
Organism: Acyrthosiphon pisum (pea aphid)
Lineage: Eukaryota; Metazoa; Arthropoda; Insecta; Hemiptera; Aphididae
Product: tigger transposable element-derived protein 4-like
Exons: 1
Cellular component (GO): nucleus
Molecular function (GO): DNA binding
Source: RefSeq, a predicted model, not a curated record
AUGGAAAAGAAGCGUAAAUUAAAUGUUCUUUCAAUUUCGGACAAAGUUCGUUUAACACAGUUAGUUGAAAAAGGUGACCGUAAAAAAUGUGAAAUCGCCAAAGAAUUCAAUAUUCCACCAAAUACAUUAUCGUCAAUUAUUAAACAGAAAGAGAAAAUAAUGAAGUUCAAUUAUGGAAAUAUGAAAAAAAUGAGGAUGACUCCUUAUUUAGACAUUGAUAAAUGUUUGCUAAAAUGGUUUACUCAGUGUCGAGAUAAAAACAUACCAUUAAAUGGAACAAUUUUACUUGAAAAAGCAAACGAAUAUGCACAACAACUAGGACACACUAAUUUUAAAGCUAGUAGUGGAUGGCUUACAAAUUGGAAAAAAAGACACGAUGUAGUUUUUCGAACUGUUUGUGGAGAAAAAGCUUCAAUAGACAGACAUUGUUGUUCAAAUUGGAUUAAAAAUCUUCCUGAUGUCUUAACAGGUUAUUCUACUAAUGAUAUUUUUAAUGUCGAUGAAACGGGCUUAUUUUUCAAAUGCUUACCAGAUAAAACAUUAAUGUUAAAAGGUAAAGAAUGUUCGGGUGGAAAAUACAGUAAAGAGCGCAUUACAAUUAUGAUAGGAUCAAAUAUGUCUGGAACUGAAAAACCAAAAUUAUUUGUCAUUGGUAAAGCAAAGAAGCCUAGGUGUUUUAAAGGAAUUAAAUCUCUACCAGUUGACUAUAGGUCAAAUAAAAAGGCUUGGAUAACUUCGUCAUUAUUUAGUGAGUGGCUUUUAAAUUUUGAUAGAAAAAUGAAACUAGAAAAUCGAAAAGUUCUACUAUUCAUAGAUAAUUGUACAGCUCAUAAUCACGAUAUUGAAUUAAGUUCCAUUAAAGUACAUUUUUUACCACCUAAUACAACAUCUAUACUUCAGCCCAUGGACCAAGGCGUUAUACAGAAUUUCAAAAUGUUUUAUAGAAAAGAAAUAAUCAGACA